AUGGCUUUGCCACCAGGUUGCGUGAGAUACACGUUCGCCUUUGGCGCUCAUGGACUCGACAUCAAGGGCGAUGAGGUUCUCACAGUCAUCGACGGAACGCAGGCGGCCUACUUUGGCGUCAAGCCACAGUAAUAUUCAAGAUGAUAUUUAUUAUCUUGUGCUUCCGCCUGUUAUGUCAUGAUGUGGAUAUUAAGCGAAAGAAAACAGAAACAAACUAGCCCUUUUCAACAACCUUGUGUGAGUGAAAGAUUAAUUACAAUCUGAUUCUCUUCAAUCGCUAGGUGGAAGCUGCUUAUGAUCGAUGGUGAGGAGAUGGUUGAUGAGACUCUCAUCAGGCCGUGUUUGAUGAGGAAGUCAAAGUCCGGAAAAAAAUACCAAAUCGUUUUCUCAAAGACCGCAGAGGAGAUGGUAGAUACCGUAUGUAUUACGAGAGAACCACAUGCAGUUGCGGAAUGAACCAUAGCUCUACCAGGAUGUAGUUGCAAACGUCUUGUAAUAUUUUCUACGUGUUAUAGACUAAGCAUUGGUGUGACCAUCGUGAUACUUGUGGGUCUAUAUUCACACUGUAUUGUGUAGUAUGUGAACAAUUCUGUUUUGGCUCAUCAAACCACAGCGUGCAGAUAUCGCUGCACAGGAGGCUGCAGAGGCGGCGAAAAGGGAGAGAUUGGCACAAGAAGAAAGGGAAAGAAAAGCAGCAGAGGCAGAAAAAGCAGCUGCCGAGGCAGCACACAAGGCGGAGAUAGAUGGCAAGAAGGCCGCGUACAACUAUUGACUGUUCUUGAGGUUUGAUUUUCUUAUGGUUUUGUGUUCAAACUAUGAUGUAUUCCGUGCUAUGUAUCGCUUCCUCUUCUUGCCACAGCAUGGUACAACUUACUCAUAUGACUAAUUGACAAAAUCCAUCCAGAUUUGCUGAAUCCCAAGCGGCCGCCGCUAAGCCGGCAAGCACGAAGCCGCCAGAGGGUGUGAAUAUCACCGUGACCCGAGCGGAAGGUGCCGAAGCACCGAGGGAUGUCGGAGACAAUGAUGUGAUCAUCAAAUACGUAAACUACGCUGAACCAUUUGCCCUUAACGCGGAUGGCGCCUUGACGCAAGCCGAUAUCGACGCUGUCUACUCACUGUCCACCGUGAUGCCGGGGUGCUUCUUGCAUCUUUCGGUACAGUUUUUUUUGUAUGUUUUGAAACAUGGUCGCGGUAGAGAAGUAUCGUCCAAAAACUACAACUUCGCAAAAUCAAAUCAAAAGAAUUUAAACUCUCUUUUUCCGACCACCGCUCAUCAGGUUCGUGAGUUUGCUCACGAUGAGGAGCACUUGUACAUCAAGGAGGAGCCGCAAGGUGUGUGGCCGAGUUUGACGCCCAAGAUGACCUACUGCCUGUACGUCCAACAGGAUAAAGCUCAAUAUGAAGCUGACAUGGCACGCAUGAAGGAUGUCUGGUGCAAGGCAGCAACAGGUACAACAUAUGCGGUGAAUAUGUUAUCAGGUACAACAACAUUUAAGGGUUAUAACAUAAAUUGAUAGGAGGUACACUCUAAGCUACGUAACAAAAGUUGGUAGAUUUCAAUGCAGAUUUUGUUCGUAUAAAACUUGAAUCCUUAACUAUCCCAAAUACUGCAAAAAAAAUUAUCAUCACUUGCCCUGUCGCUAUCCAAACGCUGACCACACAUUGGCCUGCAGGCACUGACAGAGCGGAUGCCGAAGCUGGAUCUGGCGGAGCUGCCGAGUCCGACCGCGAAAAAAACUAGCGCCUUUUCUUCAAAGAAUAAGAGCCCAAAGCGCCACUGCCCUCGCCCGCUCAGGUUUGUCGCCAUUGCGUUAGAUAUUUGCCUUUAAUGUCGCCAUUUAUCGGUUCCAUAGUCGCAUACCAACUAGGUAGCCGUAGCUUCGAAUGCUGGCGUGCAUGCCCGCGCCCUGUGCCCGCCCGCCCGCCCGCGAGUGGGGAUUGCGAGUCACCUAAUUUAUUAGACAUAUGCGCUUCGUCAUACUAGCGCUGGCAUCCAGAGACAUAUCAUUCCGUACUCUUACAUCGGUUGCUGGUGUUUUUUUCGUGAAAAGGCGUCUGAAAUGGAGGGAAUGACAGACGUUUUUGCCGAUACCCGGAUGGUGAGAAACUUCGUUCAUGUUCCAGGUCUAAAUGUGACCGAGAAAAUAUAAAUGACAGAUAUCUCUCUUCCUCGUUCUUCUCUCGCGAUAGACACUGCAUUGGGCACAAUAUACCUGUCACACAAACAAAACUCGCUAACCCACAACCAGGUGAAUUGCCAACUUUGAAGGAGGGCUGCAGUUGCUUGUAUGGUGCACCAUGUGUGAACCCAGAUAACUGUAAGGAUUGGGAUAACCGAUUCGCAGUCGCAAAGGCUAACGGUGGUAACCCCAACUUGUUCCAGAACGCAGCAUAAUUUAGAGGAGAAUGACACAAGAGGUGAACAUUCUUAUGCAACACAUAAAAGAAGGAUCAUCAUCAUGUUCACGGUGGGUUAUAAUUUCUUUUUGCUGCAUGUUUAUUUUUUGCCCAUAAGAAACACACAUCAUAGCUAAGCAGGUAAAUGCAGGGAAUCUUGGUCAAUGAACUACACUACAGAAAAUGAUUACAAUUGAAGGUGAUUUUGUCAUCCAAGACUUUUCGGGGAACAUCAGAUAAUUCAGAUUGGAGCAUUUCGUGUUAUGAUGCUAAUGCGUAGCAGAGGAAGAAUCUUACCUAUUCUUCUCAAGAUAUCAUACGGUCAACUAGAACUACCACCAGCUACAUUGUAAUGAAAAUGAACAGCAUCUUUUGGAUACCAUUUACAACAGAAACACUGAAAAACUACAACUUCGGUCAACAACUUCGAUGAUCAAAAUUAGAAUGAACAUCAAGAAUCAAAAAGAGUCAUUUUGGAAAAUCAAACUUCUUGAGAAUAUGGCAACAAACACUUGGGACAAACUACUCCGUGGAUGCAGGCCGAAGCAAGCGCGUGUUUCGGCCAUGUAUAGUACUGAACAGAACUUUUCGGUAUAUUUGAACUGAUAAUGGAAGUGGGAGACCGAAAAACUGUACAUUUCGAUAUUGAUGUGGUAAGAAUGAAGUGCACAUUAU
Messenger RNA from Amoebophrya sp. A25, 3072 nucleotides. NCBI's taxonomy places the organism in Eukaryota, Dinophyceae, Syndiniales, Amoebophryaceae. The record is from the annotation of a GenBank genome assembly.